Molecule: messenger RNA, 1344 nt
Organism: Megalobrama amblycephala (Wuchang bream)
Lineage: Eukaryota; Metazoa; Chordata; Actinopteri; Cypriniformes; Xenocyprididae
Gene: lim2.5
Product: lens intrinsic membrane protein 2.5
Exons: 5
Coding region: 567-1088 (173 amino acids)
Cellular component (GO): plasma membrane
Molecular function (GO): structural constituent of eye lens
Source: RefSeq, a predicted model, not a curated record
UUUUUCUCAUGCACAAAAAAAAAAAAAACCUCUCUCAUUAUCACAUCAAUGUCAUUGCCAAAAAAGAGUCAUCGACACGAGUGAUGCGACUGAAAAUGUGCAUAAGCGACAUCAUCAUGCGUCCACUCAUAGUGUGUGUCACCUCCACCUCAUGAAGGCUGGAUCCAGUCGGCUGAAUGAAAGUGUGCGCUUCAGCAUGUUGCAUUGACCGCAGCAGUACUGCAAGCCUCGGCACAUCACAGUUCCAGAACGGCCAAUACAACAACAAAAAGAGUGUAAAAAAGACCCUUCCCCCUCCAAACCCAACGGUCACGUGCCUCCGACACCAUCAAGCUCAAGUGCAUUUGUUCUGUGUGGCUUGUUUUAAAGGAUUUUGCCACCAUCAACAGAAAAGCAGAGAGGAUAACUUUUUGGAAUUUGGUCUAGCGGGUCCUUUUUGACGUUACGCUCGCUGCGGGAUCCCACUUUCUCUCUCUUUCCCGCUGGGAAGGUCAAUAGUUAAGCAGGUUCAUUUAUCCUGAAGACCUCAGUGUUUUUAGCUCUCCGCCGCCACAGUGUUCCUCAGGAUGUACAGCUUUAUGGGAGGGGGUUUGUUCUGUGCCAUCGUGGCCAACAUCCUGUUGGUGGUCUCCACGGCGACGGACUACUGGAUGCAGUACAGACUGUCCGGGAGCUUCGCUCACCAGGGCCUGUGGAGAUACUGCAUGUCUGGCAAAUGCUACACGCAGACUGACAGUAUUGCUUACUGGAAUGCAACCCGGGCCUUCAUGAUCCUCUCAGCGAUGUCGUGUUUUGCGGGAAUCAUCGCAGGCAUCCUCUCCUUCGCUCACUUCUCCGCCUUUGAGAGAUUCAAUCGUUCCUUCGCUGCAGGAAUCAUGUUUUUUAUUUCCACACUCUUCGUUCUGCUUGCUAUGGCAAUCUACACCGGCGUGACGGUGAACUUCCUCGGGAAGCGUUUUGGUGAUUGGCGUUUCUCAUGGUCCUACAUUUUGGGCUGGGUUGCUCUGCUCAUGACCUUUUUUGCUGGUAUAUUUUACAUGUGUGCCUACAGGAUGCAUGAAUGCCGAAGAAUGGCCGGCCCUCGCUAAAACAAAAGAGAAGCAAACACUGUCUUAACAUGUAUAUAUACAGGUGUUCGGUUAUCUGAUCCCAUUUAAAAAGUAUUAACAAAAGUUGCCUUAAAGACACUUCUUCCUCUGAAGGUUUUCCCGAUUUCUUUAGUCUUUAUCACAAUCAUGCACAUUUAAGGUAAAUAAAGCAUGCAAUGCAGAAAAAAACCACAUCAUUGUUCAUGCACAGAGACUAAAUCUCAAAUAAAAUCUCAGACUAUUCUCAUCACUUGAA